Seminavis robusta is the source of this 462-nucleotide messenger RNA. The record is from the annotation of a GenBank genome assembly. Lineage: Eukaryota; Bacillariophyta; Bacillariophyceae; Naviculales; Naviculaceae.
AUGACAAAGGAUGUGCGAAAGGUCAUCAAAAACCAGAUGUCACAUGUGAAGAAGGGUUGCUUGUCUGAUCCGCCUGCUACUGUUGUUAUGAUGCAUCGUGUUAACCCUGUAACAGGUCAUGCAAACAGUGGUCGCUCUACUGGUACUUGUGAAGUUGACAAUCGCCAAAUCCUUAAUGUCUUGAAUACACCGUCUGUGGGUAUUGCCCGUGCCGCACGAGUUGUGGGUGACCAUUACGAGCAAUCCAAUGACAGGAAAAAGGUAACACGCUUGCUUGAACCAGAAAAGCUAACACAUCGCACUGAAAAGCUGUACCUUCUCAAUUCCGUUGCGAAAUCAUGCGGUUUCUUUGAUGAAAAGCUCCCCGUGAAAGAAGUCUUUUGUCCAGAUGAAUUCCCUGUUAAGGAGUACAUUGGAUUCGAGCACGAUCUACCGACCUACUUCAGGAGUGACAGGCAGUGA